AUGAAAUAAAUAAAAAUUUUAACGAACAGAUAUUUUAAAAUAAAGUCAUGUCGUACGGUGAGCCCCAUGUGGAACCGAAAGCAGAGAUUUAUUUGGGACCAUAUCCAGAAAGCGAACCAGAACCUGAGGUAGAACCCGGAAUAUACGGAUAUGGCAACGUCACUGGUGAAAUUCCAAUCGGAGACGGCGAACCUGAUGCUGCCACAAUAAGCGACCCAACUAUAAUGAGAAUAAUGGCAAGUGUGGCCGGCAUUAUCAGCAUCGGAAUAAUCAUACAAAAUGUUCUUGUUUUAUUUGUAUUAUGGAGGGCGUGGCCAAAGCAAAAUCCGACAAUAACAUAUUUUAUUAUACAUUUAGCAUGCGCUGAUCUUGCGUCUGGAUUUCAGUUUCUAUGGUUCAACUGUAUCGACAUAUUUUUGAGAAAAACGCACGAAGGAAUGUGGGUUCUAAUAUUAUGUGGAUUCUGGAUGGUGACCAUCGCGGCUUCCAUAGGAGGGCUUAUUAAUUUCGCGCAUUUGAGAAUUCAUGCACUUAAAAAUGCAAUGAAAAAUCAGAAAUAUUCAAAGAAACGAGCGAUAAUUUGUGUAUUACUAUCAUGGCUACUUCCAUUAGCUGGAUUAUUUGUACCACCGAUUGCUGGAUGGAAUUGCAUCGACUACUCUGGAGGUAACAUGGGAAAAGACUGUUCACAAGUUGUGUUUCCAUUCACAAAACCAUAUGUUCUCAUGCUUGUUUCUCUGCUGUUCUUCUCUAUAAUAUGGUUAAGCGUUCUGUACGUUUGGAUCUUCAUGUUGGUGCAUAAACGGAGUUGGUCACAUUUUAUAAAAUCUGAGCAGGCUCACCAGGCUGCAUCAGGAAACACAAGAAAAGUGUCCCAAAGAUGGCAUCGUAUGAUAAUACGAGCCCAACGUAAACAACGAAAGGUUUCAGACAAGCUGGAAGCAGUUAAAGGUAUGACAGCACAGACAAGCACAAAUAAAGAUACAGAACGGCAAUUAUUCAACACAAUGAUGAUCAUUCUAUCAAUUUUCUUUUUAUGUCAUUGUCCAGUGGGUGUGGUACUGAUAUUUGACUAUAUUAUAGUUGAGCAAAAUACUGCUUUAGUGGAUGCUUUUCAGAUCAUCCUCACUAUAAGUUUUAUCAAUGCAUUACUCAAUCCAAUUUUAUAUUACUGGAGAAUGCCAGCGACAAGAGAUGCGUUCUGGUUAGCACUUGGAAAGCGGGAGAAAACACAAAAUAAAUUGAUGUAUUCACGAUCAAGUGUAAAUUCAAAAAGAAAUGACAGGUUUCAUUUUCAGAACACACUUUCAAUAGUUGAUCUUGAAAGCAACAAAAUUGACAAUAAUAUGAAGUGCACUUCAAUAUAAGGGAACUAGAUAGUCAUCCAAUAUCAAUGACAUCCAUCUUUCGCACAUUUGCAAGUGACAAGAACUUGAAAAGAAGACCUGUCGGACUCGCUUAAACAACAUCAGGCACUGCAACAGAACAAGACCAAACUUAAUGAUUAUCUUCUAAGCUGCAGUCAUAAACUGAAUUAAUCUUAAAACAUUGAGCCUUGGAAAUGCAGGUACUGGAUAUUGAGACAUUCAGACAACUAUAUAGUGGACUGAAUCUUGAUGAACACCAUGUAAAAGGUUUUAUCCAUACUAAUCGUGGACAUGCUAUGAACCAAAUAUGAUGGUUCAACUCAGAUUCAGUAGCACUGUGACUGUUCAUGGGUGCGAUGAGGCCUGGGUGGUGAUUGGCAUACCAGGUUAAUUAUGUAGGCUUUAAAGUUUUCAAGUUUGAAAUAUGAAAUUCAAGACCUGGAUGCCUAAGUGGACAACCAAGACACUCUAACCUCUGUGUGAUAUAAAUGGUGUGGGUUGUUUCAUACAUUUUUAACUGCAAACUUUUUUCCAAAUUUCUUUCAACUGAAGUGCGUCAUUCCGAAAACUCAAUUUGUCUAUAUAUGUCAACCUCCAACUUAAAAAAAUAUCUAAAAUCUUCAAAUUUUUUGUUUCAGAACUAUCACAAAAACUAUAAAUGUAUUACCUAACACGUGUUUAUUGUUUUUUGAUCAAAUAAACCUAAAAAACUUUGUGUAAA
Molecule: messenger RNA, 2088 nt
Organism: Styela clava
Lineage: Eukaryota; Metazoa; Chordata; Ascidiacea; Stolidobranchia; Styelidae
Product: sphingosine 1-phosphate receptor 2-like
Biological process (GO): G protein-coupled receptor signaling pathway
Cellular component (GO): membrane
Molecular function (GO): G protein-coupled receptor activity
Source: RefSeq, a predicted model, not a curated record